UUUGUCCGGUUAAACAGAUAAACGUGAAGUGAAUGCUUAAGCUCAAGAAGCAUCAUGUUCCUUGAAAAAGUGAAGUUAGCGUAACAAUUGUUGGUGUGGAAUGAUUCCUUGGCUUCUGGGAGCAGCCUAUAUAAAUCGCCAAUUCUUAAUAAGCGUCCGACACAUCCUACGUUUCUUUGUUGGAGCAAUUCAGACACUGUACCCAUUCGUGAUCAUGUCCAACCCCAAAUCAGAGUCAGUAGUGUCUGAACCCUCUGCUUCGGAACCUUCAAUACCCAUUUCAUAUCCAAUAAAAACUCUUGAGGACUUGGAGUCUCGCUCCUAUUUCGAGUCCUUUCACUACCCUUUCAACAAAGCUUCUUCUUCGGUCAACAAUUCUUCUUCUUCUUCGUUGCCCAACAGGCGCAGAUUGCUUGUGUGCCAUGACAUGGCUGGGGGCUACUUGGAUGAUAAGUGGAUUCAAGGUGGCACUAACCCUGAUGCUUAUGCCAUCUGGCAUUGGCAUUUGAUCGAUGUCUUUGUCUACUUUUCACACUCCCUCGUUACUCUUCCUCCUCCUUCGUGGACCAACGCUGCUCAUCGCCAUGGUGUUAAGGUGUUGGGGACUUUCAUCACUGAAUGGGAUGAGGGAAAGGCUGUCUGUGAUACACUGCUUUCGACAAAGGAAACUGCACAUAUGUAUGCAGAACGUCUGGCAGAGCUUGCUGCUGAUCUAGGCUUUGAUGGGUGGCUAAUAAAUAUGGAAGUAAAUUUGGAUCUCGGUCAAAUUUCUAAUUUGAAAGAGUUUGUAGAGCACUUAUCGUUGAGAAUGCAUUCUUCUGUGCCUGGAUCAUUAGUGAUAUGGUAUGACAGUGUUACACUUGAUGGUAAAUUGAAUUGGCAAGAUCAACUAAAUGAACAUAAUAAGCCCUUCUUUGAUAUAUGUGAUGGAAUAUUUGUGAACUAUACAUGGAAGGAAGACUAUCCAAGGCUCUCUGCUGCUGUUGCCAGUGAUCGGAAGUUUGAUGUGUACAUGGGCAUUGAUGUAUUUGGAAGGAACACAUAUGGUGGUGGACAGUGGAAUGUAAAUGUUGCUCUUGAUGUAAUAAGAAAGAAUGAUGUCUCUGCUGCAAUAUUUGCUCCUGGCUGGGUCUAUGAGACAAAGCAACCACCAAAUUUUGAGACUGCUCAGAAUAGUUGGUGGGGUCUUGUGGAAAAGUCAUGGGGAAUACUGCAAAAACUUCCUGGAGUACUACCAUUCUACACUAAUUUUGAUCAGGGACGUGGUUAUCAUAUUUCAGUCGAUGGCGAUAAUGUAUCAGAUGCCACUUGGUGCAACAUUUCUUGCCAAGGCUUUCAGCCACUCCUUGAGUCUUCUGAUCCAACAAAUUCUAUUCAAGUUUCUGUAGACUUGAAGGAGGCAUCAUAUAGUGGAGGAGGAAACAUUACAUUCAAAGGAUCCCUUGAAGAGCAAACUUACUAUGAGAGCAAAAUCUUUCAAGGAGAGUUUCUUCUGACCAAUUUGCCUAUCCACUUUAUUUAUUCUGUGAAAUCUGAUGGCAAUUCUUCAUUGGGACUUAAGCUUGAGUUCACUUCCGGCGACCAAAGAGCAUCUGUGCUUCUCACAUCCCGGGCAGUGAAUCGUUUCUCAAGCAAAUUCAGCAAAGUAAUCAUGACACGUGAGCACAAGGGAUUAUCCUCUGGAUGGGUUAUAAAUGAAGGUGUAGUUGCAAUGAAUGGAUACACUUUAACAGAAAUUCAUGCAGCGUGCUAUAGAUCAAAUGGCAACGAUGAAACUGUGGCUUCCCCAUCAGAUUAUUUUGCACUUCUUGGCCAUAUCACAAUCAAGACUUCUGACUAUAAGUCAGAUUUUCCUGUGUCUUCUUCCUGGCUAGUUGAUGGCAGCUACAUAAAAUGGACAUCAGACCCUCUGGGUUCAAAGACCCUUGAUCUUAAAAUUUCUUGGAAACUAAAAAAUGGACAGAAUUUUCUAUUUCUGAAGUACAACGUGUACUUGGUGAAAUUAUCAAAACAAGCAGAUGGUAAUCCAGGUACAACAUUAGAGGAUGUGAAGGAGUACCUUGGAGUAGCACAAGUAAACUGUUUUUAUGUUUCUGACCUCGAAGUUCCUUCUGACACUUCUAGUCUCAAAUUUAUAAUACAAGUCUGCGGUGUAGAUGGGACAUUUCAAGAAUUGGAUGAGUCUCCAUAUUAUCAAUUGGAGGUUGAAGAUCCCUAAAUUGUCAUUAAAAUGUAACACUACUCUAAUGAAGGAAGGUCCCUAAAUUGUCAUUAGAGUGUAACAUUAUUCCUCCAAUAAAGGAAGAUCCAUAAAUUGUCAUUAGAAUGUUACAUUGGAAUUGGACAAUUCACGUUUAUGUUUGCAGUAAGUUAUACAACUCUUUAAGAGAUUAUACCAAAUAAACCCUCGCUUUAAA
This is a messenger RNA of Glycine soja, 2417 nucleotides long. Its product is annotated as cytosolic endo-beta-N-acetylglucosaminidase 1-like. Gene Ontology annotation, molecular function: mannosyl-glycoprotein endo-beta-N-acetylglucosaminidase activity. Bases 101 to 2218 code for a protein of 705 amino acids. The transcript has 11 exons. Gene Ontology annotation, cellular component: cytoplasm. NCBI's taxonomy places the organism in Eukaryota, Viridiplantae, Streptophyta, Magnoliopsida, Fabales, Fabaceae. The record is from RefSeq and is a predicted model, not a curated record. Gene Ontology annotation, biological process: protein deglycosylation.